Molecule: messenger RNA, 1143 nt
Organism: Cherax quadricarinatus
Lineage: Eukaryota; Metazoa; Arthropoda; Malacostraca; Decapoda; Parastacidae
Source: RefSeq, a predicted model, not a curated record
AUGAUAUCAAAGGUGGGUGGGAGCAGCGAGAGUGAGGAGAGUGAACAAGAACUGAAGACUCGAACCACCAGACGCCAACGACCUCACAUCACCCACCUACAGCAACCAUCCCAAGCUGAACUUGACGUAGCACCGUUGUCUCCGCCACCGUCACUGGAGAACGCUGAAGAGGAGGACUCGCCUAUCAAAGAGGAGCCUCAUCUACCAUCCACGCCGGAGUCUGGCUCAUCCGUAACCUCGUCUGAACUUUUCUCCCGCUUGACUCAGAGGGCAGCCUUGACGAGUGUCACCUCCAGUGAUGACACUUGUGGUGCUUCCUCCGCAGCCAGGACCACCUCCGUCAGCUGCAUACUGACGGAGGUGCCUGCACACGGUGACACUCAAGACAACCCCACCACGUCAACCUCCUCCACUCAACAACCUUCCAACCCCACCACCUCAGCCGACGAGGAAGGCUCGGUGGGUGGAGGAGAGAGAUGCCAGUCUUGCUGUACAGUCUUCCCCUCACUCCAAGACAACCAUCUUAGAGCUGCUGGUCUCUUGAGAGACGACUCCAUACCUAAUGAGAAUCUCUCGGCCCAAGAGAUUGAGAGCAAGUUUACUCAGCUGUCUUUGGCGUUCAAGACUGACAGACUAACACUGCGGCAGAGACUGGACGUGCAGCAGCGUCUGAGAGACACGGCAGAGACCAACUUCAGUACAGAGGUCAACCACCUCAUAAGCUCCAUUCUGGCACUGCAAUCGGAAUGCAUGGACAGUGACAUAAUUGAUGCAGUGAUGCAGGUGAGGAGACAUCUGGACAUCCUGGCCACUUCCUCCAACAGACUCGUCUCUGCUUCAGAGGUGUGGGGAGCAGUGCAACAGGAGUGGAGAGUGUCUCGGGCGCUGGAAGUGUUGUUGUUACACGUGGAGAACGUCAAGCGUAUGUACGAGAGGGAUCCCAAGAACUGGAGAAUUUGCGAGGCACUGAAAAUCGGAAUGCAUGGACGUGAAAAUUUGGCGUGUUGCAGAAUACUUAACGAGUACCAGAUUGAGCUACCGACAUCACAAGGGGCCAGUGGUGGAAACAACCAGUCAGCAGUAGACUCUCCAGCAGCAACCAGACGUCUGCGCGCUCUCAGCCUCGCAGGGUACUUCCAAUAA